Molecule: messenger RNA, 3565 nt
Organism: Porites lobata
Lineage: Eukaryota; Metazoa; Cnidaria; Anthozoa; Scleractinia; Poritidae
Source: the annotation of a GenBank genome assembly
AUGCAGCGACUAAAACUGCUGAAUCAACAACCACGGACAAAACCGUCAUGGGAAUAUGAAUCUAACAAUCGACUGGCAGUGCACACCACAUGGCUUUUAAAUUUUGAUUACGUCACAAAGUCAUUGCACGGUGAUAUUGCUUCCCAUUUUGUGGAGACUGCUGCUUUUCUGGAACCGAACGAGAUCCACGAAGAGUUGAUCAACUGUCAGCUUCUCUCCACAGACGAGCCAUCACGAUCAAGCAGUAACUUUUCUUGGCCAAUGAAAAGUCAAAUCGUAGAUAUAUUGACGAGAUUUUCCCUUUUUCAGAGGAAAAGCUCGAGUACUCUUGGGAUACACCGUCUUGUUCAAGAAGUCAUCCGCAGCAGAAUGACAACUAAAGAAACCGCUUCCUCUCUUCUUAGAGCAGUAAAUCUUCUUCACCAAGCCUUCAGUGAUAACCCUUCUCCAGAUCAAAUCCCGCUGGAUAUCGUAGCAGGUGUUAAAGAACAACCAUCAACAGCCGUGCCGAAUCCUUCUCUGUUCUUCUUGUGGUCGAAGUUGACAUGUCAUGCUUCUGAACUACAGAACCAUCUGAAAGACUUCCUGGAUCAAGACGACAUCGGAAGGGAUGACAAAAACAUCGUUAUAACCCAUGAGACUUCACGUAUUAUUUAUGAAAACGCUAUACAGUUAAGUGUGCAUUGUCAUGACGAAGAAGCAAAAGAAACGGAACAUUUUUCGUUUCAAAUUCUCAAUGCUUGCACAACUGACAGUAACGCUACCUUGACUCUCGACCAACUGAAAAAGCUAUUCCCUCACGCUCUACCUCUCCCUCCGCUGUUAAAGAAAAUCAUUUUGUACUCAUCUCGUCCGCCACCUGAUAAAAAAGACGUUCUAGAAAAUGAAGAUCAUCUGAAUGCCGAAAUAAACAAGUUGCGUCUAAAAGGAAAUACGCUUUUUAAGGAUGCACAUUUCAAAGAAGCUGUAGAAUCGUACACCGACGCACUUGAAGUAAGUAAAAUGGCAAAACAUUUAGACCCCCGCCUAUUAAACAAUCGCGCAACUGCGUAUCUCAAACUGGGAAAUCAUAAAGAGUGUCUCGCAGAUUCCCAGGAGUACAUUAAACUUAGACCUAACUGCUGGAAGGGAUAUACUAGGAAAGCCUUGGCUCUGAAUGGGCUUGGAAGAAGGGGCUUCGCUUUAUGUUCCGCAGAUAUGGCGUAUUAUCAUGACGCAAGUAGUUGCCGCCGUUAUGAAGCUUUCCAAAACACGUUUGAACACCUUGAUGGAAACUGGGAGGUUGUUGAGUCUUCUGAAUCACUCAAAGAGUGCAUAAUAAGGAGUCGAUUUCUAACUUCAAGAAAGAAAGUUCUUCUCCUUACCAGUAAGAUUUACGAGGUUGAGCCUGCACAAAUUGUUGAAGACAAAAAGCAAGUGCUGGUUACAAAGGUUUUGAUUAAUGCCGAUGGCUCUAAUGCAAUUGUAGGCACAACUUUAGCAGCCUGUUGUGAGGGUUCCGAAGUGACAAUAAACUGUGGCGGACUUUAUUUCAUGGGGGAGUGUUUUGUACACAAUGUUUCAUUUUUAACCCAAAGAACUAUUUAUGUUGAAGAGGAUGGCGACGUAGAGUUCACCAACUGUAAAUUUAAGAGCAGUUGUACGUUGGACGCAGCCGUUGUUGUUUACGGACUGGCAAAGUUUAUUCAUUGCUCUAUCAUUGACAGCCCCGGGGGAGGAAUCACGGUCGAAUAUAGCACCGCGUUAGCUUCAUUGAUAAACUGCAAAGUGAAUAGAAAUGGUAGAGGAGCAGAGACAUCAUCUGGAAUAAAGGUGAUAGAUCAAGGAAGCUUAGAAGUAAAUGAGUGCCAGGUUCACGGGAACACUAAGGGUAUUAUUGUUGCUGGAACUAAAUAUAACGACAUCAUAUCAAAGAGGGUCCUUAUACAAAAUUCCGAGAUUUUUGACAACAAAUUCGAUGGUGUCUCUGUGGUAGGUCAUGAUCUUAGUUUAUCAUUCGAAGCAGUGGUCAUACGGAGGAAUAAAAUCUAUCACAACAGUACGUAUGGCAUUCGUGUACAAUUUUACGCAAACAAUUAUUUGAAGAGAACACGGUGUUUGAAAACUUCUGGUGGGGAGUAUGGGUGGAGUGCAAUUCAGGCGGUUACUACAAAGGCAAUGAGAUAUGCAACAACAAGAUGGGUGGAAUUAGUGUUGGUAGGCACAGUCCAGGGAGAGCUCCAUGUGUUGUGGAAGGCAAUGUCAUACAUCAUAACUAUGGACCGGUAUUUCAUGAAGGAUUGAAAUAUUUUGAAGUCAUUUCUUUUCCAAAGGAGCUCCGAGUUUAUUUUGAAAUGCAUGAGGCAACGAAGGGUGAGGCAGUUCUGAGGGGCGAUAAAGACGCUUUUGAGGUUUCCCUUCCUAAUGCAGUUUCAGCGUUGUACAGAUCCAACAAUCAGUGUCACCAAAAUGACAUACCCAAAUAAACCUGCACGCAACAUCCUUGAAAACAAACUGUGCCUUUUGCUUUCGAUAUGAUCCGAAAUUGCUGUCUUGCAAAGGUUGUAAGACUGCACGGUAUUGUGGAAAGGAAUGUCAGAGAUCGCACUGGAGUAGUCACAAAAACGUCUGCAAAGCUACAAGGCAGAUAAAUACCAUCGAGAUUUGGAUUCCAGUGAACGAUCCAGAGAAAGAUCCACGCUUCACGUACAUUACCCAAACACAUCCGAGUCUGGAGCCAACGGGACCACUUUAUGCAUCUCCUCCUCCAAGAGAGGGAAGUCGUUUUGUUGUCAAAAUGCAAACUUCAGAGGGACUGGCGUUUGGCAAACUGCUUCACCGACAAGGUUACGUCAGUGAUGAUUAUAACCCUUACAAAGCGCAGAUAACAAUUUAUGAUCGCAGUCGGUACCUUGAUUUUAAAAUACGAAAUCAACCAGGCUUUAUCAUUUAAUUAUGGGUUGCGGAAUGAUGGGUGCUUUUAUGUAUCUCAGCAAGAAGCUGUUUUGUUGGGCAGCGUUCAAAGUUCCCAAAACCAUCCAAAUUUUUACUCAUGAAUUUCCCCCAGUACAGAAGUGGUGAAAACUUUUAUGUUCAUCAAUAUAGCUAUGAAAUGACUUAGAACAUAUUAAUAAAUCAAAUAUUAACUGAGGAUGCAAGGGUGAGAGUGUAGGUGAACCACGCAGUUGAAUCAGUUGGUGUAAUAAAAAAACCUGAAAAAUCGAUCAGUCUUGGGAAUCAAACCCCGACCUUUGUGGUGAAAGCGGGCAAUGCUCCACCCACAAUUCAAAAUAUGAUCUAUAUUUUCAUAUAUUCUAAGACAUUUCCCUCCCGCACCAUCGGGUAUAUACUGGGAACUCAAAUUUUUCCUGCUCUGCAGUUGGUUUGAUGAGCUCAAUGGAGCAGAGCAUUACGUUCGUUCAUCGCAGUGGUCAGGUUCAUGAAACCAUUCCACUGAACAAGUAAUAUGGAAAGAUCCACUAAUAGACCUGUUUUUUGGCAUUGAACGCAGUGUGUACAAUUGAACGGCCAUUGAACGGUGAAACCUGAAACUAUAGGAACUAAUUCCAAGCGUGUUUUAUCUAGG